Felis catus (domestic cat) is the source of this 1411-nucleotide messenger RNA. It is a transcript of the gene ZNF706, whose product is annotated as zinc finger protein 706. Bases 861 to 1091 code for a protein of 76 amino acids. The record is from RefSeq and is a predicted model, not a curated record. The transcript is spliced from 4 exons. Lineage: Eukaryota; Metazoa; Chordata; Mammalia; Carnivora; Felidae.
GUCAGGAUGCUGAUCACUGCCUGGGCCUCUUCGUUUCAGAUGGUUAUGGAGAAUGAUCCUACUUCCUGGAUCGAAAAAUCUUUUCUUACUCAGUUGUUUGGGUUUUAAGAGGAUCUUAGGGGGCACUCCUUACUUGUUGCCUCCUGUAAAAAAAGCUCUUCAUUUUAGAACAACUCUUUAUUCGUUCUACUUCCCUCUUUGCAGCCCUCUCGGAAAAUUGCAGUAAAUAAGAGUAACAUUAAAAAUCUGCGUUUAAGGUAUUUGUAAGUGACUUGUUGCCCCUGAGUUUGUCGUAUGUAAUUAAGAAGUUGUGCUUAAGAUUCUGUAGAAAAUUCGAUUUGGCUUGAGAGCAUUUCUUAAGUUGAGCUGUCCAAAAGCAGGUGGCUUGUUCGUUUGCAUUUCUGCUUUCAGAAAGGAAAUUAAUGCAGUGAGUUGUUGGAAGUUAGGGGCCUACCCCACGCAUUUAGACUGUUGAUUCGAUUUCCUUUACGGGGUGUUCAGUUUUCUGUUUUAAAAAUAAGAACAAGCGACAACAGGCUUUACUUAUCAAAGCUUUUAUGGUUUUAUUUACUACUUUAGAUGACAAUGGAAAAUAGGUUAAAUCUAUGGUGUAAUGUUAUAUUUUAGGAGAAGUCCUAGGUGGAAAAGUUAAAAAUAAUAUUCAUCUCAUGACAUUGUACAGAGCACCGCCUGAAAGUGGUAUCAGAAUAGCUAAUAUCUUGUAAUUAUCAAAGAAAUUUCUGGAAUUAGUGGCAUUAAAACAAUUGAGGUUACCCGCAAAAUCAGUGUUAGCAUGCGUGGCAGACAUUGUGUAGAAGAGUUCAGAAGCCCGAGAGGACUGAAGUAUUCUAACAUAAGAUAUGGCUCGUGGACAGCAGAAGAUUCAGUCGCAGCAGAAAAAUGCCAAAAAGCAAGCUGGACAAAAGAAGAAACAAGGACAUGACCAAAAGGCUGCUGCCAAAGCUGCCUUAAUAUAUACCUGCACUGUCUGUAGGACACAAAUGCCAGACCCUAAGACCUUCAAGCAGCACUUUGAAAGCAAGCAUCCUAAGACUCCACUUCCUCCAGAAUUGGCUGAUGUUCAGGCAUAAAGUUGUUUACAGGUGAAUUCACGACACCUUUGGCUCUUCUACUGUCUCAGACCUUAGGUAACAAACCUGCAGCUGCUUUUCUAACAAACUGUUGAUCAGCAAAAAUAAAGGGGCUACAGAAACACUCAUUUUUAUGCUGUUCCCUUUUGGGCUUCAUGCAAAGACAAUUCUGUGUAAAUGUACAGUUGACUCUGAUUUGGAAAUCCGAAAAUCAGUCCAUCCUUGUUAUAAAAAAUUUUUUUACAAUUGUAAUUAUAUUGAUGUUCAUAUUGUGUAAAAUAACUCAUUUAAUAAAGUAGUACUUUGAUUUUACAACAUCA